Molecule: messenger RNA, 3057 nt
Organism: Sphenostylis stenocarpa
Lineage: Eukaryota; Viridiplantae; Streptophyta; Magnoliopsida; Fabales; Fabaceae
Source: the annotation of a GenBank genome assembly
AUGACACCUGGUUACGAAUACGAUAUUAAUGAUCUGCAUCAAGAAGCUCAGGCCAGAUGGCUGAAGCCUGCAGAAGUGAUGUACAUUUUACAGAAUCAUGAAAAGUUCCAGUUCACCCAAGAGCCCCCGCAACAGCCAACCAGUGGAUCCCUGUUUCUGUUCAACAAAAGAGUCCUGCGUUUCUUCCGGAGAGACGGUCAUAACUGGCGCAAGAAAAGAGAUGGAAGAACUGUGGGAGAAGCACAUGAACGGCUGAAGGUUGGGAAUGUUGAAGCCUUAAAUUGUUACUAUGCACAUGGAGAGCAGAACCCUAGUUUCCAGAGGCGGAGCUACUGGAUGCUGGAUCCGGAAUAUGAGCAUAUUGUUCUUGUGCAUUAUCGAAACACAAGUGAGGGAAAACUCAGUUCUGGAGCCGGCGCACAACUGUCACCAAGUUCCUCUUCUGCGUUUAGUCAGAGUCCUAGCCCAUAUUCUAAUCAGAAUCCAGGGUCUACGUCAAUACUUGGUGAUUCGAAUGAACCCAAUCAGAGUUUCUCUAGUCCUGGAUCUACAGAAGUUACCUCAGAUGUAUUCGUUCUGAACAAUAAAAUGGAUCACAUGGAUGGAACCGAUGCAGAAUCAGGAACCUCAUCUGAGUUUGAGGUUAGUCAAGCUUUGCGCCGAUUGGAGAUACAAUUAAGUUUGAAUGAGGACAGCUUUGAAGAUAUUGCUCCCUUCUGCAAUAAGCAAGAAACUACAACUACAAUCGAUUCAAACCCUCAGCACAAUCAAAGGGUGAUCAACAAUCAAGAGCAAUCUGCAGCUUUCUCUGAACCUGAUGAUCAAGGGCUAUUUUAUGAUGAAUAUAGGCAAGGUUUCUCUGAAAUUGACAUUACUGCAGUAGACUUUAUAGGAGGAACAUAUUCAAAUGUGGAACAGGCUGUAAAGUUUGCUUUGUCUUCUUCAUUAUGGAAACAUCAUCUGGAGAGAGAGGAAGACCAUGGUUACCCUGAUGGACAUGAAAAAGCUUUAUGGACAGGGGUGCUGGAAUCAUGUAAGUCCUCAACUGCUGUCAACUUACGGUCGAAAAAUGUAUACAUGACAGCUGGAAAUGAAAAUUCAGUAUCUUCUUGGAGAAGGGUACAAGAACCAGUUUCCAACCAGGAAAACAGUCACUGGCUCAACUUCAACAGCAAUAAUUCUCAGAGCUCAGCUGUUUUCUCACCACCUCAAGGUGUUGAUGAAGUCAAAUUUCCUGCAUAUUCUUCUAUGGUGGAAACACGAGUAAUUAAUUCAGACUACUAUGAAACAUUGUUUGACCAAAGCCCAAUUGUAGCACCUCUAUAUGCAGAUUCAAGCUUGACUGUUGCACAAAAACAGAAAUUUACUAUUAAGACAAUAUCCCCAGAAUGGAGUUAUGCCACUGAGACUACUAAGGUCAUCAUUGUUGGGUCUUUUCUCUGUCAUCCGUCAGAUUCUACCUGGGCUUGCAUGCUUGGUGAUGUUGAAGUUCCUGUUGAGAUAAUUCAAGAUGGUGUAAUCUGUUGUGAAGCUCCACCUCACCUUCCUGGAAAGGUUACUCUGUGCAUUACUUCUGGAAACCGGGAGUCCUGCAGUGAAGUCAGAGAGUAUGAAUAUCGUGAUAAGACCUAUAGUUGCACCCGGUGUACUCAAUUGGAAACAGAAUCCACUAGAAGUCCUGAAGAGCUGUUAUUACUUGUUAGAUUAGGUCAGAUGCUUCUUUCUGCAUCAACAAUAAACAAUGACAACAUAGAAUCUGGAAUUCCUCUCAUAAAACAGAAAGCUGAUGAUGACUCAUGGAGCCAUAUUAUAGAAGCUCUUCUAGUUGGCAGUGGAACUUCGACUGGGACUAUUGAUUGGCUUCUUGAAGAGCUUCUAAAGGAUAAGCUUCAACAGUGGCUUUCUUGCAGAUGUCAGGAAAGAGAUGAAGAAACAGGCUGCUCUUUGUCCAAGAAAGAGCAAGGGAUAAUUCACAUGGUUGCUGGGUUGGGUUUUGAGUGGGCCUUAAACCCUAUUCUUCGUUGUGGAAUGAAUAUAAAUUUCCGUGAUAUCAACGGGUGGACUGCCCUUCAUUGGGCUGCACGAUUCGGAAGGGAAAAAAUGGUUGCUUCACUUGUUGCUUCUGGAGCAUCUGCUGGAGCUGUGACAGAUCCAACUGCACAAGAUCCAAUCGGUAAAACUGCUGCAUCUAUUGCAGCCAGCAAAGGGAACAAGGGACUAGCAGGGUAUCUUUCAGAGGUAGCUGUGACAAGCCAUCUAUCAUCACUUACACUGGAAGAGAGUGAAUUAUGCAAAAAUUCUGCUGAGCUUCAGGCAGAUAUGACUGUUACCAGUGUUUCCAAUGAAAAUCUUGCUGCCAAUGAGGAUCAGGCGUCACUCAAAGAUACCUUGGCUGCCAUCAGAAAUGUAACUCAGGCAGCUGCGCGGAUACAAUCUGCUUUUCGCUCACAUUCUUUUAGAAAACGGAGAGCAAGAGAAGCAGCUGCUGGUAUAGAUAGAUAUGGUUCGAGUGCAGGUGGCAUUGGUAGCAUUCCAGAAAUUUCUGCUCUGUCAAAACUUGCCUUUCGGAAUUCACGUGAAAAUAAUUCAGCUGCUUUAUCAAUUCAGAAGAAAUAUCGUGGUUGGAAAGGUCGCAAAGAUUUCUUAACAUUGCGCCAAAAAGUAGUGAAGAUACAGGCUCAUGUGAGGGGUUACCAGGUUAGGAAGCAUUACAAGGUAAUAUGGGCAGUUGGAAUCUUGGACAAGGUUGUGCUACGAUGGAGAAGAAAAGGAGCUGGUUUACGAGGUUUCCGACAAGAGAUGGACAUAAAUGAAAAUGAAGAUGAAGAUAUUCUCAAGGUGUUCCGAAAACAGAACGUUGACGUAGAAAUUGAAAAGGCUGUUUCACGGGUGCUGUCCAUGGUCGACUCACCAGAUGCUCGUGAGCAAUAUCAUCGCAUGCUUGAGAAAUAUCAGCAAGCUAAGGCUGAACUUGCGGGGACCAGUGACGAAGCAUCAUCAACAGCCUCUGUGGGGAAUGCGUUAUUUAUGGAAGAUGAUGUUUAUCCAUUUCCCUAG